Chondrus crispus (carragheen) is the source of this 207-nucleotide messenger RNA. RefSeq lists its product as hypothetical. The record is from RefSeq and is a predicted model, not a curated record. The transcript has a single exon. The coding region runs from base 1 to 207 and encodes 68 amino acids. NCBI's taxonomy places the organism in Eukaryota, Rhodophyta, Florideophyceae, Gigartinales, Gigartinaceae.
AUGUUGUUGUGCGCAGGUAUUAUCGCAGAACACGGCUCAUCAGCGAUGCAAUUGGAUCUGACCCUAGACAUACACCUACGCCUGCAAGGGUGCAGACAUUCUUUGACGAUGGGUAAGUUCUCGGCAAAGAUAGAUGAAGUGAAUACCGUAGUCGGUUCUCCACAGUCGUACUGUACUGUCGAAUAUCCCUACUACGUAUUCAGUUGA